Molecule: messenger RNA, 513 nt
Organism: Punctularia strigosozonata HHB-11173 SS5
Lineage: Eukaryota; Fungi; Basidiomycota; Agaricomycetes; Corticiales; Punctulariaceae
Exons: 2
Coding region: 19-339 (106 amino acids)
Biological process (GO): positive regulation of transcription by RNA polymerase II; hippo signaling
Cellular component (GO): nucleus; cytoplasm
Molecular function (GO): transcription coactivator activity; protein binding
Source: RefSeq, a predicted model, not a curated record
CAUUCCUGUACCUCCGUGAUGACACUGGACUCCCAACACCUUCCCUCGACCCCCGACAACGCCAGCAUCACCGCGAGCAACACAGUAGUCUCCGGGACAGACAAUCCCGCGAGCACGCGUUCCUCCUGGCUCAAGUCGCCUGAGAACGAACCGGGGCCUGACUACACCACCUGGGAGGACCUCGCGGGCCCGCUCCCGGAGUGGUGGGAGAAACGGCUGACCAAGGCCGGCAGGGUCUACUUCGUCGACCACAAGAACCAGAUCACGACCUGGGACGACCCGCGCGCCAUGAGGAUCGCGGAGGGGCAGAGGGCGAGGAGUAAGAGCCACGAGAUGUGAGGGGGUGGGGGGCGUUUUCAAGUUCGCUGCUUUCUCUUCUCUUCUUCAGGUAGCCGGGAAACUGCAUUUGGACACGUAUAGCUAUUCGAAUCCGGACCAGAUACGUGUACCAUAUAAUGACGACAAUCCGGACUCGGACAUGGCUGGGAAUACAAGCAUAACUCCUCGAGGAAC